This is a messenger RNA of Heterotrigona itama, 1033 nucleotides long. NCBI's taxonomy places the organism in Eukaryota, Metazoa, Arthropoda, Insecta, Hymenoptera, Apidae. The record is from the annotation of a GenBank genome assembly.
AUGGAUACCGCUAUAUGGGACACGAAUUUACUCGUGCAUAUUGUCAAAAAAGUACGCUGCACCACAGUAUUCGUAUUAGUGCAACAAUUUGUUGAAUUAACAGCGAUAGUUGUGAUUAGUAUAUUGCGACAUUUCGAAGAAUGGAACUCGAAAACUUCAUUUGGAAAGGUGAAGUACAAUUAUAUAGAUGUCACAUUAGUGAAAGACGACUCGAUGUAUUAUACGGUACAACUGACUAAUUACGGACAAUCAAUAAAUGAUAUUUUAUCAUUUUCACGUGAAAUAUUUUGGAACUUCGUUACUGCAGACAAUGUUUUUAAAAAUUCACUAAUUGCUACAGUGUGCAGUCGGAAUGAACGUAGCAAUUGUCAGGAAACACUGGAUUUACAUUUCAUACGUAAUCGUCUAUCGUUGAUGCGAAAUAAAAAUGACACGAAUCUUAUCAAUUUCUUUUAUCAAAAAACGUAUUUAUCGUUUUUGUUAAAGAAUAGACUAAUUCUCUCCGACAAAGAAAAAUUCUUGAAUAUCAUAUUGAACGAAAUAGUUUUAUUGCAGCGGAUCAAUUUUUACAUAAAGUUUACGGUGCAUAUUAACCAAAACAUGUUGUACAAUAAUUAUAUUGCACUUGAUUACGAUUAUAAAUUAUGUCAAGUACUUGCUGUUGCACUAACAAAUGUAGUGAAACAGAGCUUAAGCGUUAAGUUUAAGGAAAAUUGUUUCUCCAUGUUAAACGUGGAAAAUUCGCACGAGGUUGAAACAGCGCUUAUGAUUAAAUUAAUACCACUAAUUCAUGAAAAUUAUACAUUUCCUAGCUUUACUACGUGAAUUAGCAAAAACACUAAAUUUCACUUUGCCGGGAUUGAAAUAUUCCCGCCAUAAGUUAGCGCAGCCGGUAGAGUCCUGCGCAAGUGUAGUUGCGCAUAAUAAGCCUAGUAUUCAUUCUUCUGCCCAGUCAAGACGCGAGGAUCAGGUUAGGCAGGUCGGAUUGACAGGAAAGUCGUGGAAACCGUACGUAUUUCGCGGUGGCUCGUAA